CCGCUACCAACUCAACCAACAAGGCAGCUCUCUCGCGGGAUAUCAAAAUCGAAAACUUUGAUCUGUCGCACUAUGGCAAAGCGAUCUUAGCAAACGCGUCGGUUACAUUGGCCUUUGGGCGGCGCUACGGACUUGUGGGGAGGAAUGGGGUGGGGAAGACGACACUGCUGAAGGCUAUCGCGCACAGAGAACUGCCAAUCCCACCACACAUCAGAGUGGUCCAUGUUGAGCAGGAG
Messenger RNA from Sphaeroforma arctica JP610, 236 nucleotides. RefSeq lists its product as hypothetical. Gene Ontology annotation, molecular function: ATP binding; ATP hydrolysis activity. NCBI's taxonomy places the organism in Eukaryota, Ichthyosporea, Ichthyophonida. The record is from RefSeq and is a predicted model, not a curated record. The annotation marks the transcript as partial. The transcript has 2 exons.